CAGCGUAUCAACUAUGAUAAGCUGCCGGAAAUUAAUCAUGUCUUCCGUCAACCUGAAAAGAGACCAUCUACUGUUGUUUCCGAUGCCUUCACACUGAUUUGCUUGGCUCCGUUGUUGCUUCUGCCUGUAUUGUGGUUACGUAUUGGACUGAAUUUCGGUAAUAUGCCGCUCAACGUAUGGACAGUGACCUUCCAUGGAAGUCUAGCAGCACUGUUCGCCUUGUAUUUCGUGUUCUGGCUCCAGCUGAACAUGUUUGAGACGCUGAAGUAUCUAGCCGUGGUCGGUGGAUUAACCUAUAUCGCUGGUAAUCGCGUCUUGAGGGCAAUCGCAAGGAAGAGGAAGUCAAUCUUGGAAUAG
Haemonchus placei is the source of this 357-nucleotide messenger RNA. Lineage: Eukaryota; Metazoa; Nematoda; Chromadorea; Rhabditida; Trichostrongylidae. The record is from the annotation of a GenBank genome assembly.